This is a messenger RNA of Thalassophryne amazonica, 1776 nucleotides long. RefSeq names its product potassium voltage-gated channel subfamily S member 2-like. Gene Ontology annotation, cellular component: membrane; voltage-gated potassium channel complex. The record is from RefSeq and is a predicted model, not a curated record. Gene Ontology annotation, biological process: potassium ion transmembrane transport; protein homooligomerization; regulation of delayed rectifier potassium channel activity. Gene Ontology annotation, molecular function: protein binding; voltage-gated potassium channel activity. Bases 99 to 1538 code for a protein of 479 amino acids. The transcript has a single exon. Lineage: Eukaryota; Metazoa; Chordata; Actinopteri; Batrachoidiformes; Batrachoididae.
UGGGUGAAAACACGUGGCUUCAACGAGCAGGAAAAAGGUGAUCGACACGAUCUGAUUUAAUAAAUCGCUUGUUUUUCUCUGUCUGUCUGUCUGUAGAUAUGACGGGUCACAUCUUGACGGAACCGGGCGGCGGAGCGCACAUGGACGACAGCGCCGCCAUCCGGAUCAACGUUGGGGGCUUCAAAAACAGGCUCCACUCCAACACUCUCUCCCGGUUUCCAGAGACAAGACUGGCGCGUCUCCUCCACUGUCAGUCCAAAGAGUCCAUCCUGGAGCUGUGUGACGACUAUGACGACACAGAGAAAGAGUUUUACUUUGACAGAAACCCUUUGCUUUUCCCCUACGUGCUGAAUUUCUACAAGACGGGGCGACUGCAUGUCAUGGCUGAGCUGUGCGUCUUCUCCUUCAGCCAGGAGAUCGAGUACUGGGGCAUCAAUGAGUUCUUCAUCGACUCCUGCUGCAGCAGCGCCUACCACUGCAAGAAAAUGGACCAGGGUCAGGAGGAGUGGGACGACCAAAGCGAUGAAGGAAGCACCACUUCAUCUUUUGACGAGUUGUUGGAGUUUUACACAGAAGGCACAAAGUUUGACAAGCAGCCGUGUGGAAGUGCACGGAGGCAGAUCUGGUUGAUGCUGGAUAACCCUGGAUACUCCAUCACCAGCCGCGUCAUCAGCCUCCUCUCUGUGCUCGUGGUGAUUGGCUCCAUCUCUGCCAUGUGCAUGAACAGCAUGAGUGAGUUCAGCCUGUUGGACAGUGAGGGUCAACCCAUGGAGGACCCUCGUUUUGAGACCGUGGAACACUUUGGCAUCGGUUGGUUCACUUUGGAGCUAGUUGCCAGAUUAGCAGUGGCACCGGAUCUAGUGCACUUUUUCUUCCACCCGUUGAAUGUGAUAGACCUGGUGUCCAUACUCCCCUUUUAUUUGACACUCCUGGUAAAUCUGGUGGUGGAGAGUAGCCCAGCGCUGGCCAACCUGGGACGCGUUGCACAGGUUCUGAGGCUGAUGAGGAUUUUCCGCGUCUUGAAGCUUGCCCGUCACUCCACAGGGCUGCGGGCCCUGGGGGCCACCCUAAGAAACAGCUACAGAGAAGUGGGCCUGCUGCUCCUCUACCUGGCUGUUGGCGUGUCAUUUUUCUCUGUGAUAGCAUACACUGUGGAGCAAGAGGAAAGUGAAGAUCUCUCCACCAUCCCAGCAUGCUGGUGGUGGGCCACCGUCAGCAUGACUACUGUUGGGUACGGAGACGUGGUGCCGAUAUCCAUACCGGGCAGGCUGACUGCAUCAGCAUGCAUCCUGGCUGGGAUCUUAGUAGUUGUGCUUCCGAUUACUCUCAUUUUCAAUAAAUUCUCUUUCUUCUACAAACGGCAAAAACAGCUGGAACUGGCGAUGAGGAGCUGUGAUUUCAAUGAGGGACUAAAUCAGCUGCCUGCCAUCAAUCUGAGGAUCUAUUACGCACAGAAAGUCAAAUCUCUCAUGGCAAGCUUAUCAAACAUGAGCCGGAGUUCACCCAGUGAACACAGUCUAAACAAGUCCAUAGACUGAAAUAUUGAUCAGGUAUUGAUGAGAGAAAGCAGAAUGUGUCUGUGUGAGGAGCUCUCCAGGGUACUGAAAACUCACAGACGUCUGGUUGUUUGCCUCUCGGUAGCUCAGUGCAAUAACGUCUUCAGCGGUCUUCACAGGAAGAAAGAGACAAAAUGUGCUGCCGGCUUCAAUAUUAUGUUCACUGUUUGUUAUUGUGGCCGUUCAACAAUAAGUCCAACUGUUCAAAUUAGACCGUGUU